AUGCACUACCUCUUACUUGUUUAUUUAACUUUUUCUGCGCAACUACUGUAUCUGAAAUAUUCAGUUAUAACAGCAUCUGAUUUAUCCCUUGAUAUCGGAUCUGGUGCCGCAUCACAGCUUAUUCGUGAAGCAGCUCAUCAAUUACUUAGUUCACCGCGUUCACUUUAUUUAUCAUUUCGAACACAUGAAAGCCCACUUCUAUUACCUCUUGCAUAUAUCAAAACAUACAAUCGAAUUUCAUAUUCAAAUGUUACUGUUAAAUUUUAUCCUGACACGAUACGCUUAAAAGCAAGCAGUGUUCGAAUAAAUUCCAAAUCAAACAUCACUCCAAAUAUUUGGCCGGUUAGUUUUGGCGAUGAAACAGUCGAUCUUGCCGUUUAUGUGGGUGAUGUUGAAUUAGCGGUACGUAUCGAGGAGAAAAAUGUUCGAAUGUUAUCAUGUUCCUUACGGGAUACAACCGUUAAUGCUACAUCUAGUAGCUACUGGAUGAUAGGCACAUUGUUAUACAUCGCAACAAAUCCGAUCCGAUCACAUCUUCAGCAGCUCAUUUGUCCGUCUAUCGCCAACUACAUCUCAAAUAUCGAAAAUCCCGUUAUUAUGAACGUGUCAUUAAAUGAGAUCCUGCCAGCUCAUAUUCGUGACGUUAUCAAUACCGCAGAUUCUUCCUUAUUCUAUCGUUUAACAUCAAUAAUAGUAGAAGAGAAGCAUAUUUUGAUAGUAACAGAAAUUAAUUGGAAGCGCUCGUUUGAAAACAAUGGAAUUUCAUAUGCAAACGUAAGUAUGAAAUGGAACAACGAAGAUCGGAUAAUAACUUGGAUUGAUGAUGCAGCCCUUAAUGAUUUCCUCAAUCAGAUUGACUGGAAUUUCCAGUGGAUGGAGGAAACAAUUGCGGUAACAAGUCCCGUGAUACCUCUUUCGUCUCGAGAAUUUCUUUCAACUCUUUGUACUUCUUGCUAUUUCUUGCUAAAUGUUUGGGCUAAUGGAUCACCUAUUUUGACAGCUACAAACGGUACUGUUGUCCUGGAAAAGCGUGAUAGGCUCAAUUUACGUGUCGUGAAUCCCGAUAAAAACGUUACAUCUGUAUUUGUAUCCAUGUUCCUAUCUGUUACGGCCCAAUUACGACCCGUUAUUGAUUCCGGUACAUUGCGGACAUUAGUACAAUUGCUUGACACAAAUGUGGUGAUGGAAAGUGGUGCCUUUCCUCCUUCUUGGUCAUUUUUCGUUCAGGACUUGAUAAAAGGGAUGAUAACCGAGAUGAUGUGGCCAGAGAUGCGGAAGCAAAUUGAGAAACUUACAUACAGUGAAGGCAUUCGUUUGGCGACAUCAUGUGGUAUUGAUCCACAGAAUACAGAAAUUUUAAUCGGUGAAGGACGUUUAGGCUUUUCCACAACACUUAAUUUACAAAGUCUACAGCCUCAACAAUGCCUCAAAGAUCUCAAAAGUGCCUUACCAAAUGCUGCUAAAUUGUUUCCCAAAUAA
This is a messenger RNA of Brugia malayi, 1479 nucleotides long. RefSeq lists its product as uncharacterized. The record is from RefSeq and is a predicted model, not a curated record. Gene Ontology annotation, molecular function: lipid binding. The coding region runs from base 1 to 1479 and encodes 492 amino acids. Lineage: Eukaryota; Metazoa; Nematoda; Chromadorea; Rhabditida; Onchocercidae. The transcript has 6 exons.